This is a messenger RNA of Sesamum indicum (sesame), 1421 nucleotides long. RefSeq names its product putative F-box protein At1g32420. Gene Ontology annotation, molecular function: protein binding. The record is from RefSeq and is a predicted model, not a curated record. NCBI's taxonomy places the organism in Eukaryota, Viridiplantae, Streptophyta, Magnoliopsida, Lamiales, Pedaliaceae.
AAGUACGUGUGAAACAGAAUCUGAAGUUGAGAUAACUAUGUAUCAAAUAAAAUCUUAAAGAAUCACCGAAAUAAAAUAUAACCCCACGAUCCCGAGUAGUCAAAACCACUUGUAUAAGUCCAACCAAAACGAAACUUGCUUCUCCUCUCUGCACACUUUUCUCUUUUACAAUUGCAGUGCUGCAGAUUCUUCUAUCCACACUAUUACGGUUUUUGGCUUUUCUGCAGAUUUUUUGAGAAGUGGACAUGGGAAACUUAGCUACCAGAUUGUCCGUUUCUCCCAUCAAGGAGAGCUUGAGAAACUGGACUUCAAGCAUAAUGUGGACUCUAGUGGCCAACAAGGCACGGGCAUUGGGGCGCUUUGUGGUGUACAGAUUUUCUCAGAACAAGCAAAGUGAUGAAUCAACACCAAUCCUUCCGCCUGAGGUCAUUAUAGAGAUCCUGAGCUGGUUGCCCCUCAAGUCCCUAACAAAGGCUCAGCUCGUGUGUAAACAGUGGCGUGCACUGAUUCAUGACCAUUACUUCAUUCAAAAGCAUAUGGGUCAAAACUCUGUUGUUUGGCAUUGGUAUAAUGUUGUUCGGACCGGCCACAUUUCCCAUAUUGACUCUUUCUCUUACCUUCAUGGUUGUGAUGGCUUGCUACUCCUGAGGAAUAAUAGCUCGUUCAAGUAUUGCAUCUGGAAUCCGGCCACUCGCCGUGUUCUUGAAUUGCCUGAUCCACACAGUGGUAACUAUGGUUUUGUCUUCUGUUAUGUCCCAGCCACUGGAAACUAUAGAAUAGUGGCCAUUUACAACGAUCGAGAAAAUGGAAGAGAAGGCUGUGAAGUUUUUACUCCUGGUCACUCUAAGGAGUGGAGGCAAAUAACAUUUCCUUGUAUUAUGACUGCUAAUAAUGGAUACAGAUUUAAAGACAAUUGUUUCAUAGUUAUUAAAUCUGGUGAGGAACGUUGUGAACGGGUAGUGUCUCUAGAUAUGGGAACUGAAACUUUCACUGUAAAUCAUUUGCCAGAGGGUCUGACCUGCAAUCGGACAACGCUGUGGGAUUUAGAUUGGGAUGGGAAACUUGCAUUGGUCCAAAUAGUUGGAAAAAAUCUACAAGUGAUGGAGUUAGAAGACUAUAAGAAGCACAGAUGGUGUGCAAACAAGAAAGUCAUUCCUUUGCCGUCCAUGAACAAAGAUAAUGUUGUUGAGCCAAGUUUAUUCCCAUUGCUUGCUAAACAAGGUGAUAUAUGGUUUUGGUUGAAAGGUGAGAAAAUAUUUACUUACACAAUUAAGACUGGACAGGUCUGCGAUGUUAAGCAAUCACAAACCUUUUCACUAUCAAAUAAACUCUACCCGUACAAACCAAGCUUGGUUACCUUUGAAGGAAUGGUGCCAGACACAAUGUUAGAGAAACUGCGGCCUCGUCUCAGUUUUGAAUAG